AAGAAGAGGAGUAUGAGGAGGAAGAGGAGGAUGAAGAAGAGGAGGAGGAGAGUGUGGAGGGGAGGCGUCAGGGAAACUCUGAGAGGAUCAUGUGACCGUUGUUGUUUCACACUCAGCAUGAUUCAGUCAGGAGGAGAGGAGCUCUACACAUGAGGACCGGAAGAGUCCAGGACCAGGUUCACGUGGAUCAGAGGACUGGAAGAGUCCAGGACCAGGUUAACGUGGAUCAGAGGACUGGCACAGUCCAGGACAAGGUCCACGUGGAUCAGAGGACCGGCACAGUCCAGGACCAGGUUCACGUUGAUCAGAGGACCGGAAGAGUCCAGGACCAGGUUCACGUGGAUCAGAGGACCGGCACAGUCCAGGACCAGGUUCACGUUGAUCAGAGGACCGGAAGAGUCCAGGACCAGGUUCACGUGGAUCAGAGGACCGGCACAGUCCAGGACCAGGUUCACGUUGAUCAGAGGACCGGAAAAGUCCAGGACCAGGUUCACGUGGAUCAGAGGACCGGCACAGUCCAGGACCAGGUUCACGUUGAUCAGAGGACCGGAAGAGUCCAGGACCAGGUUCACGUGGAUCAGAGGAGAGGUACAGUCCAGGACCAGAUUCACAUGGAGCAGAGGACCGGCAGCAGACCUGAACAGUCCAGGGAAGGGAUGGUAAAGUCUGCUUCGGCGUAUGCAGACCUGCAGCAGCACCGGUCUGAGGGAGUCCACAGGAAACCGUCCCCCGUGUCCAGCUACGUCCCCCAACCAGACUACCUGGAGGACGACGAGGACAGCGACCUCAUCAAGCCCAAAAAACUUCUGAACCCCGUCAAAGCUUCAAAAAGUCACCAGGAGCUUCACCGAGAACUGAUGAGCAGCUGCAAACGAGGGGGAGUCAGUGUGGAGAUGAAGCCGGAGCUGCAGAGAGUUCUGGAUUCGAGGAAAAGAGAUCAGCUGAUCAAACAGAGGAAACAGGAGGAGGAAGCCACGAAGAUUUCUCCUCUGGAUGCUGAACUGAUCAAGAGGACACAAGAAGCUGGGGAGGUCGUUGGAGAAGCCAGCAGGAGAAGCAACAGGGGAAAACCUGAAGCUCCAGAGUUUGUCAAAGUCAAGAAAAAUCUGAGACGGACGUCGGUUUCAGACUGUGCCUCCUCUCAGUCCGCUCCGGAUCCUCGGAACCUCGCUCCGGAUCCUCGGAACCUCGCACCGGAUCCUCGGAACCUCGCACCGGGCUGCAUUGUCUCACCGGACACUGAGGCGGACACCGCGGAGCCGCGGACCCGGUUCUGCUGUCUGACUGUGCGGACCGGCGUCGGUACUGACCGGAGACCGUCCAUCUGCGCGGAGGAGCCGACGGUGACGGGGGUCGGUGUCGGACCCCGCCGGCCGCUUCCGGACACCGUAGACCGACACUCAGGUAAGCUGUCCCACCUGGACGCGGAGCUAACGGUAGCUACCACGUGA
This is a messenger RNA of Larimichthys crocea (large yellow croaker), 1451 nucleotides long. RefSeq lists its product as uncharacterized. Gene Ontology annotation, biological process: regulation of actin cytoskeleton organization; actin filament polymerization; actin filament bundle assembly. Gene Ontology annotation, cellular component: synapse; neuron projection; stress fiber. NCBI's taxonomy places the organism in Eukaryota, Metazoa, Chordata, Actinopteri, Sciaenidae. The record is from RefSeq and is a predicted model, not a curated record.